Messenger RNA from Fonsecaea nubica, 870 nucleotides. RefSeq lists its product as hypothetical. NCBI's taxonomy places the organism in Eukaryota, Fungi, Ascomycota, Eurotiomycetes, Chaetothyriales, Herpotrichiellaceae. Bases 1 to 870 code for a protein of 289 amino acids. The record is from RefSeq and is a predicted model, not a curated record. Gene Ontology annotation, biological process: mycotoxin biosynthetic process. The transcript has 3 exons.
AUGCCACUGUCAGAGUACUCACCCCGAUCCUCCGACGACACGCUCGUCAAGCAGCAACACUCUCCCUCCUCACCGUCAUCGCUGGAUUCCUCUUCUCUCAUAACCGAGAAGCUGCACCGGCACCACACCCUCCACCCUGCGUCCUCGGCCCUGGCGAACCUCCUGCGGCGCAAGCACGCGGGCGGAGAUGACGACGAGGAAGACGACGCCAGUGGGGGCUACCUGAUGCGCGACCACCGAGCACACAGGACCCAGAGACUGCUGCUGGGGUGUAUCGGCGUGCUCUCGAUCCUGUGUGCCGCGCUGACCAUCGCCGUGGUCAAGCUCAGCGUCACGCCCAAGGACGUCUUUCGCCAUGUCCCCGAGGCCAAGGCCGAAGUCAUCCACUCACCGGGCGUGAUGCCUCCGAUCCUGGGACCUGAAUUCACGAAAAAGACGGUCCUCUUCCAGCGCAACGAGUCGUUCAUGGGAUCCAAGGAAAAAGCCUACCCUGCGUGGCACGAGAUCCUGCAUCGAGCACGACACGGGCGUGUGGCAUUCGACAGUAUGCCCGGAGAGUUCUACGGCGUUGCCGGGUACCAUCAACUGCACUGCGUGUGGCUCCUCCAGUGGGCUGUUGACUACUCGGUCCGCGGCAUCGUGCCCGACGAGUUGACCGCCGACCACAUGUUCCACUGCACCGAGUACCUGCGACAGUCGGUCAUGUGCUACGCCGACCCGACGCUGGAGCGGCGCUUCGAGGGAAUCCUGGGCCCCUUCAGCGCGAACAACACCCACGUCUGUGGCGAUUGGGACAAGUUGAUGGACUGGGCCGACGACCAUAUCUACCUCGGGCCGUACCUGAAUCCCACCACGAAGCUACCGCCCUAA